Molecule: messenger RNA, 621 nt
Organism: Penicillium brevicompactum
Lineage: Eukaryota; Fungi; Ascomycota; Eurotiomycetes; Eurotiales; Aspergillaceae
Product: sugar O-acetyltransferase
Exons: 3
Coding region: 1-621 (206 amino acids)
Molecular function (GO): acetyltransferase activity
Source: RefSeq, a predicted model, not a curated record
AUGCUCCGUGGAGAGCUCUACUGGGCCUGGGAUGAGGACCUACAAGCGAACCGCACGCGCUGCAAGCAGGCUUGUGAUGAGUUCAACGCUGCAGGAAAUGCAUCAAGACGAGAAAAAGUCAAGCUCUGGAGAAACAUCGUUUGUGACACUCGUCCCAUGCCAGCCGUGGACUCGGAUUCCAAGGCGGACGAAGCGCUUUUUGAAGACACAGAUCCCUUUGUGGACGGCCCCAUCUCUGUGGACCAUGGACUGAAUUUCAAAGUUGGAAAGGGCACUUUUUUGAACUUCAAUCUACUUGUCCUCGAUACUUGCCUGGUUACCAUUGGAGAGAAUGUCUUGUUUGGGCCUAACGUUUGUAUCUAUGGUGCUACUCACCCGAUGGAUCCGGCUGUUCGACGAGGCUUGAAAGGCCCGGAAGGUGGGAAGGAAGUGCAUAUCGAGGACGAUGUGUGGAUCGGGGGCAGUGUUCUCGUUCUAGCAGGCGUACGAAUUGGGAAGGGAAGCACAGUUGGAGCUGGCUCUGUGGUAACGAAGGAUGUCCCUCCUUUCCAUUUCGCUGCGGGUAAUCCUGCCAGGGUUAUUCGUCGCAUCGAGACUAGCAUGGACCCUGAGCAACAAUAA